Canis lupus familiaris (dog) is the source of this 2478-nucleotide messenger RNA. It is a transcript of the gene SOHLH2, whose product is annotated as spermatogenesis- and oogenesis-specific basic helix-loop-helix-containing protein 2. Gene Ontology annotation, molecular function: DNA-binding transcription factor activity, RNA polymerase II-specific; protein dimerization activity; RNA polymerase II cis-regulatory region sequence-specific DNA binding. The record is from RefSeq and is a predicted model, not a curated record. The coding region runs from base 84 to 1364 and encodes 426 amino acids. The transcript has 11 exons. NCBI's taxonomy places the organism in Eukaryota, Metazoa, Chordata, Mammalia, Carnivora, Canidae. Gene Ontology annotation, cellular component: nucleus. Gene Ontology annotation, biological process: spermatogenesis; regulation of DNA-templated transcription.
CCGACGCGGCGGCGUGGCCGAGGCCGAGGCCGAGCUCCUCCUGCGGCGAGGCUGCCCCGGGACCGGCACGUGGGCAGCGGGCCAUGGCGGCCCUAAUUAGCUGCCCCGAGCGCGGCCAAGUCUCCGGCCAGGCAAAAAUAGACCUCUUAUUAGUUGGAGAUGUCACUGUUCAGUACCUGGCAGAUAUUGCUCAGAAAUCCUUUUCAAAUAUUGCAAAAGUCACCAUAACCAUGAGGGAUGUGGAACAGGCAGCAGUACUUCUGGAGAACUGCCCAUUUGAUGUGGUUUUCCUGAAGAUGACUUCUUUACCAACUGCCGAAGAGCUGGAAGCAGUUGAAUUAAUUAGAUUUGGCAAGAAGAAAAAUACACAUUUGCUGUUUGUUUUUAUAACCCCUGAAAAUUUUAGAGGUUGUGUUUCAGGGCAUGGAGCUGACAUUACUUUAAGUGAACCACUGACAAUAGAGAAAAUGAGUAUUGUGGUAAAAUACUGGAAAACCUAUUUCUCAAAUACCGUUAAGAAUGAAUAUUCUAUGAAGCCCGAAGAACCUGGAUUGCCCCUGCAGAAGUCCUGCAGUGAACAAUUGGGAUAUUUUUCUACUGAUCUAUUUGCUUGCUCUGAAGCUCUAAGAAAUGACAUUGGGCUCGAAUUAAAGGCUCCAGUGCCAAAUUCUGAGAAAAGCAAAAAGAUUUCUCUUCUUCAUUCAAGCAAGGAAAAGCUGAGAAGAGAACGAAUCAAGUAUUGCUGUGAGCAGCUGCGUACUCUGUUACCAUAUAUAAAGGGGAGAAAGAAUGACACGGCUUCUAUUCUUGAGGCAACCGUUGAUUAUGUGAAGUACAUCCGGGAGAAAAUCCCUCCAGCUAUUAUGGGCCAGAUUACGGAGGUACUUCAGAGCAAUAGGAGGUUUUGUAAGAAACAGCAAAUGUCCAUCCAGCUGUCCUUUCCAGGCACAAUCAUGGCACAAAGGGAAAAUGGUGUGUUGACAAGCACUUAUUCACCUAUGAGAGGGAUCAGAUUCCUGGCUAAUAAGUGCUUGAAUGUGUACUCUGUUCCUGCCUCAGGGGGCUCCUUGGAUGAACCUGUAAGAGGUCAGUCCAGCUCUACUUCAGAGAAUGCAAUUGGUGAUAUGUAUAAAACUCGAAUUCCCAGCAAAGCUCUCUCUCUUAAUUCUUUCCAUGCUGUCAGAUACUAUUCUAAAGUCAUCCCUUCCUAUGAUGCAGCUGCCAUAACAAAUCAGAACAUUUCAGUUCAUUUUCCAUCAGCUGUUCCUAAAGUCUCAAAGUUUCUUCCUCAGCACUGCAAUUCUGUGCUGGGCCAGACGUGCACAACACAUCCCAACUGUCUGCAACAGUUUUGGGCAUAUUAAUAGCACAUGGUUGAAAUUCACACUCUAGACCACCUGUUGGUUGCAGUUUGACAAUACAGGAAGAAUGGAAAAGACUGAUCUUGAAAGCUACACCCAGAGACCUAAUAUCAAAAGAGUUUGCACUCUGUGGCUUCUGAUAAAUGUGCUAAAAGCUUCUGCAGAUAGAUAGCAAAAGUGCUAGCCAUCCGCUUUCACUUAUCUUCAUAUAUACUUGUAUCUCCCCCAGCCAGAGCACCACAAAAACAAAUGGCCUGGUGACCUGGACUUUUUUUUUUUUUUCAAAAAAGAUUCCACAAUUUAUGAUCCACUAUAAGGAAGGUCCAGAUUAGAGAGGUACUUUGAUGCUCCAGCAUGAGUGUAGAUGUUGCAAUCUGAUUCUUAUUUUUAGUAUCACUGUGAAUUACUGUCUCUCAUUUCUAGGUGGUAUCUUUCUAGAUUUGACAUUUUAGAGAGCUUCCUUUGUUAUUCACUAUUCAAACUAAGAUAUCUUAGUUUGAGAGAGGUGUUUAUCUCCUUACUUGACUCCUAAUGAAUAAAUUAAUGUGUUUGUUUUUGCAUUUGAUAAUCCCUUGAGUGAAAUGAUAGCUAAUAGGUAGAUUUUUCUUUCUGGAUCUUCAUUUACAGCCUAAUAGAUCUUUCUUUGUUUUUUACCUUCUCCUCCCUACUGGUAUUAGAAAAGACUGCCGAAAGUUAGGGGAGAAAAAUAUUUGUUUUAUAUUUCACUGAAAUGUUCUUAUGCAUUAUAUAAGUUUUAUUGUUAAAGAAAAUAUUCAGUUUUGACCCUGAAAAUGGUAAUCUAUCUUUGUUUUGUUUAAUAAAUAUGUGUUCCCUCUUUUAGUAGUACAAUGUAGGGAAUUUAAUUUUACUUUUUGAAAAGUAAGAUUAGGCAUAGCCUAAUUUUUAUGUUAAAUUGUAUAAUUUUUCUUUGAGGAUGCCAUGAUGAUGGAACCUGUAGAUGUUUGACAAACUUUAUAAAGGAACUAAAAGUUUCCAAUUAAGAUUCUAUGCUUAUUAUUACAAAUGUGUGCUUGACUGUUUAUAUGCUUGUUUUUAGGAGUGAUUGCUUAGACAUUGUAAGAAAACCUGUUGAGGUAUUUUGGGCACUUGAGACCAC